Cavia porcellus (domestic guinea pig) is the source of this 1284-nucleotide messenger RNA. It is a transcript of the gene Dtnbp1, whose product is annotated as dystrobrevin binding protein 1. The coding region runs from base 134 to 1201 and encodes 355 amino acids. The transcript is spliced from 10 exons. NCBI's taxonomy places the organism in Eukaryota, Metazoa, Chordata, Mammalia, Rodentia, Caviidae. The record is from RefSeq and is a predicted model, not a curated record. Gene Ontology annotation, biological process: anterograde synaptic vesicle transport; platelet dense granule organization; negative regulation of protein kinase activity. Gene Ontology annotation, cellular component: BLOC-1 complex; synaptic vesicle membrane; neuron projection.
GGGGGGCGGGGCCGGCCCGGGCUUGCGGGCGCGGGGGUGGCAGGUGAGGGGACGGCGCGCGGGGACCAGGGCAGCGGCCAAGGCGGUGACAGCGCGAGGCCUGAGGGGAGGCGACGCGGCGUAGGCGGCGGCGAUGCUGGAGACCCUGCGCGAGCGGCUGCUGAGCGUGCAGCAGGAUUUCACCUCCGGGUUGAAGACUUUAAGUGACAAAUCCAGAGAAGUGAAAGUCAAAAGCAAACCCAGCAGGACUGUUCAGUAUUUGCCAAAGUACUCAGCUGGACUAGAAUUACUUAGUAGAUAUGAAGAUACCUGGGCUGCACUUCACAGACGAGCCAAAGAAUGUGCCAAUGCUGGAGAGCUGGUGGAUAGUGAGGUGGUUAUGCUGUCUGUGCACUGGGAGAAGAAGAAGACGAGCCUGAUCGAGUUGCAGGAGCAGCUGCAGCAGCUUCCAGGUUUAAUAGCAGACUUGGAAUCUGUGACAGCAAAUCUGGCUCAUCUAGAGGCCAGUUUUGAGGAGGUAGAAAAUCACCUGCUUCAUCUGGAGGAUUUGUGUGGGCAGUGUGAGUUAGAAAGAUGCAAACGUGUGCAGUCCCAGCACCUAGAGAAUUAUAAGAAAAGUAAGAGGAAGGAGCUUGAAGCCUUCAAAGCCGAACUGGAUGCGGAGCAUGCGCAGAAGGUCCUGGAGAUGGAGCACACGCAGCAGAUGAAGCUGAAGGAGCGGCAGAAGUUCUUUGAGGAGGCCUUCCAGCAGGACAUGGAGCAGUACCUGUCCACCGGCUACCUGCAGAUCGCAGAGAGGCGCGAGCCCAUGGGCAGCAUGUCCUCCAUGGAGGUGAACGUGGACAUGCUGGAGCAGAUGGACCUCAUGGACAUCUCCGAUCAGGAGGCUCUGGACGUCUUCCUAAAUUCAGGUGGCGAAGAUAACACCAUGCUGUCCCCUGGUCUAGGGCCUGAAUCCGAAACCUGUCAGAACGAAAUCACCCUUCAGGUUCCGAAUCCUGCAGACUUACCUCCCAAGCCACCUUCCUCCCCGUUUGCCUGCAGUGACACUGCCACCCAGGAUGCCGAGGGUGGGGAUGGUCCCCUGGUCCAGGCAGAUGAGGAGGAGGUGCAGGUGGACACUGCCCUGGCCACCUUCCACACUGACAGAAAGGCUGCUUCUGACGUCAGUGGGGACAGUGACUCGAGUCACGAUGUCUGAGUGGAGCAGCCUGGGUUUUACGGUUGCCGGGGACGUGUGAGAGCGGCUGAGAAGCGUGCACAAUAAAGCUUGAGGACUGUGAA